This is a messenger RNA of Sander lucioperca (pikeperch), 2753 nucleotides long. RefSeq names its product excitatory amino acid transporter 5-like. Lineage: Eukaryota; Metazoa; Chordata; Actinopteri; Perciformes; Percidae. Gene Ontology annotation, cellular component: plasma membrane. The record is from RefSeq and is a predicted model, not a curated record. Gene Ontology annotation, biological process: L-glutamate transmembrane transport. Gene Ontology annotation, molecular function: L-glutamate transmembrane transporter activity; neutral L-amino acid transmembrane transporter activity; glutamate:sodium symporter activity. The coding region runs from base 1 to 2238 and encodes 745 amino acids. The transcript has 12 exons.
AUGCAGGGAGCGCUCGGACACGCGGGGAGCGCUCGCUCAGACACGCGGGGAGCGCUCACUCGGACACACGGGGAGCGCUCACUCGGAGACACGGGGAGCGCUCGGACACGCGGGGAGCGCUCACUCGGACACACGGGGAGCGCUCGCUCAGACACACGGGGAGCGCUCGCUCGGACACACGGGGAGCGCUCGCUCGGACACGCAGCGCUCGCUCGGACACGCAGCGCUCGCUCGGACACACGGGGAGUGCUCGCUCGGACACACGGGGAGCGCUUGGACAUGAAGGGAGCACUCGCUCGGACACGAAGGGUGGGCAAAAAACUUGAUACCGCAUACGCGGCCGGUGAUCUAAUCCCUCAGAGGAAGAAGAGGUUCCCUCGUCUCUCUGUCUCUCUCUCUCUCUCUGUCUCUCUCUCUGUCUCUCUCUCUAUCUCUCUCUCUCUCUCUCAGUUUCUGUCACCCUGCCAGACUCGAACACAUACCCGGAGAAACUUGGACAACAUGGAGGAACUCCUGCUACCGAGUGGCGGCGAGGACGAGGCGCGCUCGGACGACGGUCCUUACGCCCCGCGGGACGCAAGGCGGUCCGUGAGCGACCGCGUCAAGCCUCUCCUGCGCGGGACGGGGACCCUGAGCAGUAGCGUGAAGGAUUUCAUAAAGAAGAACGGGCUGCUGACGCUGUCCGUCAUCGCCGUGCUCAGCGGCUGCACGCUGGGCUUCAUGCUGAGGGGAACGCACCUGUCCACGCAGGCGAAGAUCUACUUCUCUUUCCCCGGAGAGCUGCUGAUGAGGAUGCUGAAGAUGCUCAUCCUUCCUCUCAUCACGUCCAGUUUGAUGUCUGGCCUGUCCUCCAUGGAGUCCAAGUCCUGCUGCAGGAUGGGCGUCCUGACCGUCACCUACUACCUGUGGACCACCUUCAUCGCCGUGAUCGUCGGCAUCGUCCUCGUCCUCAUCAUCAAGCCCGGCGUGGGGACGGAGAUGGAGAGCCAUCGGCUGGGGGGGGGGCCCGUCAUGACCUCGGCCGACGCCCUGCUCGACCUCAUCAGGAACAUGGUUCCCUCUAAUCUGAUCGAGGCCACGUUCAAACAGUACAAAACGGACCUGGUUCCGAUCCUCAAAGUCCCCACCAGAACCGUCCAGCCCAACUUCGUCUACGUGUUCCCGGACGAGAGCAACCCUAAAGGCCGGAUGGUGUUCCUGGAGCUGACUCCGCCUCCGGACGUCACGUACAAAACCAGUCCCGGCGCCAGCGGACAGAUGAACGUGCUGGGCAUCGUCAUCUUCUCCGCCACCAUGGGCCUGUUGCUAGGCAGGAUGGGAGAACGAGGCACUCCACUGGUCAGCGUCUGUCAGUGUGUCAACGAGUGCGUCAUGAAGAUCAUCAACGCCGCUGUCUGGUACUUCCCGUUCGGCAUCAUCUUCCUGGUGGCGGGGAAGAUCCUGGACAUGCAGGACCCGAGCACGCUGGGCAGGAAGCUGGGCUGGUACGGCAUCACGGUGCUCGCCGGCCUCUUCGUGCACGGUCUCAUCCUCCUCCCUCUCUUCUACUUCAUCCUCACUAAGAAAAACCCUUUCUCCUACAUCCGCGGGCUGCUGCAGGCCAUGGUGAUCGCCCUGGCUACCUCCUCCAGCUCCGCCACGCUGCCCAUCACCAUGAAGUGUUUGUUGGAGAACUGCCACGUGGACCGGCAGAUCGCCCGCUUCGUGCUCCCCGUGGGCGCCACCAUCAACAUGGACGGCACAGCGCUGUACGAGGCCGUGGCGGCCAUCUUCAUCGCUCAGGUUAACGACUACGAGCUGGACUUCGGCCAGUUGGUCACCAUCAGCAUCACGGCGACCGCUGCCAGCAUCGGCGCAGCGGGCAUCCCUCAGGCCGGCCUGGUUACCAUGGUGAUCGUACUGACGUCAGUGGGCCUGCCGCCAGACGACAUCACGCUCAUCGUGGCCAUCGAUUGGAUCCUCGACAGGUUUCGGACCAUGGUCAACGUUUUGGGAGACGCUCUGGCGGCGGGAAUCAUCGCCCACCUCUGUCGGAAAGAUUUCCCCCUCAGUGGAACAGGAAAGCCUGUACCGUCGUACGGGACGCAGACUCCUCACGUUCACAGCAACAACUCUCACAGCGUAGACGUGCCAAUGACGGAGAUGCACACGCAUAAAGACGGCAUGUUCGAUACGAUGUGCGACGCGGCGGGCGACAGGAACGCACACACCGUCUACUACAACAUCUGCCAGGUGUGAUCGGGCCGGACCGAGCAGCUCGCCACAAAGCACCGCCCAGCCCGAUGAAAUGUCACCGUGCCAUCUGAAGCAUGAAUAAUCUUCCUCUGAGCAGCAGCAACGGCUUUAAAUUGAAUUUAAGUGACAGGAACUGUGGUUUGUUGGACCAAAAGUGGAUUGGAUCUUUAUUUGGAGCGUUGUUCUCUUGCUAACUUUUGAUGAGGGAGAAAAAUAUCUCCAAGGACAAAAAGGAUUACAAUGCCAUCUUAAUGGAAACUCGCCAUCAGCGCUAAACUUGCAAGCUGGCCUGUUAUCAAUAUCAAUAUCAAGCAGAGACUUCAACCAGCAUCUUUUGUUACCGUAAGAGGAUUAUGAGUACAUGAUGCCGGGAUAAUUUAGCAGAGCCUUUUUACCUGCUCUCCAUCUUUACUCGGUCUUGAAAGCCAGAAAAAAUCCAUCUCUGUUUGGAUAGAGACAGCUUAAAGAGCCCCUAUUAUGCUUUUUGGGAUUUUUCCCGUCUUUUCGUGUGCUGUAUA